UAAAAAUAAAAUAAAAAAUAAAUGGAAAAUGCAUGUGAAAUCUGAAAGUACUACUGCUUCACUACAAAAAGGCACACAUAGAGAGACCCACACACCACAAGUGCAGUUUAUAUACAAACAGAACUUCAAUUUCUUCUCUUUCAUUUUCUCCUUGCCUCUGAAUUUCUGCAAUUCGCUCUUAUUUCCGUUGGUAUAUCUCCUCUAUUUCCGGGUGAAGAGCAUGGCGAAUCUGAACGGAGCGACGUCGGAUCUAAGGACGACGUUUUUGGGCGUGUACUCUGUGCUCAAAUCCGAGUUGUUGAAUGAUCCUGCUUUUGAAUGGACCGAAGGUUCGCGUCAAUGGGUCGACCGGAUGCUGGAGUACAAUGUACCUGGAGGGAAGUUAAAUAGAGGCCUGUCAGUUAUUGAUAGCUACAAGCUACUUAAAGAAGAAAAAGGCUUAACUGAGGACGAAGUAUUUCUAGCUAGUGCUCUUGGCUGGUGUAUUGAAUGGCUUCAGGCAUUUUUUCUUGUCCUUGAUGACAUUAUGGACAAUUCUCACACACGACGUGGUCAGCCAUGCUGGUUCAGAGUCCCUAAGGUUGGAAUGAUUGCUAUUAAUGAUGGAAUUAUGCUUCGAAAUCACAUCCCCAGAAUUCUCAAGAAGCACUUCAGAGAAAAGCCUUACUAUGUGGAUCUGCUAGAUUUGUUCAACGAGGUGGAGUUUCAAACUACUUCGGGACAAAUGAUAGAUUUAAUUACCACUAUAGAAGGAGAAAAAGAUUUGUCAAAAUACUCGUUGCCACUUCAUCGCCGCAUUGUUCAGUACAAAACUGCUUACUACUCAUUUUACCUUCCAGUCGCAUGUGCAUUGCUGAUGGCGGGUGAAAACCUAGAGAAUCAUGUAAAUGUGAAAGAUGUGCUCCUCGAUAUGGGUAUCUACUUUCAAGUACAGGAUGACUACUUGGAUUGCUUUGGGGAACCUGAAAAGAUUGGGAAGAUUGGAACAGAUAUUGAGGACUUCAAGUGUUCUUGGCUGGUCGUGAAAGCCCUGGAGCUCUGUAAUGAAGAACAAAAGAAAAUUCUUUUCGAGCACUAUGGAAAGGAAAGUCCAGCGGACGUUGCGAAAAUCAAAGCCCUCUACAACGAGCUCAAUCUCCAAGGCGUAUUUGCCGAGUACGAAAGCCAGAGCUAUGAGAGGCUCACGAGCUCCAUCGAGGCUCACCCUAGCAAACCUGUGCAGGCCGUGCUCAAGUCCUUCUUGGGCAAGAUAUACAAGAGGCAGAAAUAAAACAAAGUAUGUUCCUCUUUCUGAGGUUGUUUGUACUACACUUGAUAUUGUGAUAGGUGUGUGUUGUACAAGGAUGGGGUUUUACGGAAUCCCCCUAGUUUAUCCCGCUUGUGUUUAGUCUUUAUGUUCUGUGAUUUUCCAGAUAUUUUCUUGGAAGGGAAUUGUUGUCAUUCUUUUAGAUUUCAAAAGUGUAGUGUGACCAUUUCUUGGUUUGUGUAGCAGUAUUGAUAAAUGUAAUUUGUGGUGUUCCUAUGAUCUUCUUUUGGAAAUGUUUAAGCCAAUAAAUGUUGAGAGCUGAUAACUGUUCCAUCCGCAAUCAAUAACUCCUUUAAAUUACGUGUUGCGGUCAGCUUUCAUGGGCUGGUUAGGCACGAUGAGCUCAUGAAAACAUCAG
Messenger RNA from Striga asiatica, 1664 nucleotides. Lineage: Eukaryota; Viridiplantae; Streptophyta; Magnoliopsida; Lamiales; Orobanchaceae. The record is from the annotation of a GenBank genome assembly.